Molecule: messenger RNA, 1042 nt
Organism: Tinamus guttatus (white-throated tinamou)
Lineage: Eukaryota; Metazoa; Chordata; Aves; Tinamiformes; Tinamidae
Source: RefSeq, a predicted model, not a curated record
GUGUCAUGGAAAAACUUGGCCUUGGUCCAGAGGUUCUUUUGGAAGAGAACCCCAGGCUCAUCUAUGCUAGACUCACUGGAUUUGGCCAGACAGGAAAAUAUGCCAAGUCUGCAGGUCAUGACAUCAAUUAUUUGGCAUUAUCAGGUGUGCUGUCAAAGCUGGGUAGAAAAGAUGAAAAUCCUUAUGCACCUUUAAACCUUCUGGCUGACUUUGCUGGUGGAGGAGUCCUGUGUGCGAUGGGCAUUAUUAUAGCCCUGUAUGAACGUACCAAAUCUGGCAAAGGGCAGAUUGUUGAUGCCAGUAUGGUAGAAGGAACAGCAUACCUGAGUUCUUUUCUGUGGAAAUCACAAAAUUUAGGACUUUGGAACAGACCCCGCGGUGAGAACUUACUAGAUAGUGGAGCUCCUUUUUAUGAAACCUACAGGACCUCUGAUGGAAAAUACAUGGCUGUUGGUGCCAUCGAGCCGCAAUUCUACGAGCAGUUAAUAAAGGGUCUUGGGCUAGAUUCAGAUAAACUUCCUAGUCAGCUGAGUUUCUCUGACUGGCCCAAAAUGAAGAAAAUGUUUGCAUCCAUAUUUGCACAGAAGACACAAACGGAAUGGUGCAGCAUAUUUGAUGGCACUGAUGCCUGUGUGACCCCUGUUUUAUCCUUUGAUGAUGCUGCCUCGCAUCAACAUAACAAACAAAGAGGUUCUUUUAUCAAAAAUGAUCAGGAAGAGAUAAGUCCUAGACCUGCUCCUCUCCUUUCACGGACCCCAGCAGUUCCAUCUUUUAAAAGAGAUCCUUUUAUCGGAGAACACACAGAAGAGAAACUUCUAGAAUACAGAUUUACCAAGGAAGAGAUUGCUAAGCCUCAUUCUGAUAAAGUAAUUGAAUUCAGUAAACCGAAAGCUAAUUUAUAAUCUCUAACUACGCCAAUCAGAAGAAUUUCAGAUGGAUGCAAUAAGAUAUUAUGCAUUAAAACUGAAUUAUAUGACAAAUAAUAUUUGUAUGGUAUUGCUUUUAAAUGAAUGUUUUAAAUGAAUGAAGAUUUAAAUUUAAU